CAUGUAUAUUGUCUAAACAUUUAUCAGUAAUGGUUUGAAUUAAGUUGUGUUAACUUCACCAAAACAAUUUGACAUCAAUGGAUCCUCUAACACUGAAAGUGUAUAUUUGGAUGUUUUUUAACACUGUAAUAAGGGACCAAAAUAUUACAUUUCCCGAUGUGUCCCGGACGUUUUCAGACGAUGUUCUAGGUACCUUGAAUCUAACUAAUAUUCUUGGAACUGGCUUGGAAACCAUAACAAAUAGUGUACAAAAUAUGGAAGCAACUGAAGACGAAGACGGAAACAAUAAUCUGUGUGUCCUUUUUCCCGCAGAACAUCUAGAAUUGACACUGAACUAUGAUGCAGACAUUGGCAUCGAUGAUGAACUACCAAUUUAUGGAAAUGGAUAUUUAUUAUUUAGACUAGAAAAUAUCGCUUUCAACGCUUGCAUGUUUAUAAAUCAUGAUGAAAAUUAUAUUGACGAUGUUGUGGUUAAUCUUUUAUACCGACACACACCUUUGGAGUUGACAGGAUUUUGGAGAAACAAUGAGGUCAGCAUCAUAUUAACGCGUCUAUUAAAUAUCGCCAACAGAUAUAUUGCUAUGUGGAAUAAUUAUGAGCCGGAACGUACUUCUUGUCUUUGGAGUCCACUGUUCUCAUAUGCGCUAAAUGUUUGGUUUGAAAAUAAAAAUGCUUCCCUUGAUUUUGACCCUUUAUGUGUGAAGGAAAUCAUUUCUGAUGUAGAAGAAGGGAACAGCGGAGCAGAGAUAGAAGAAGAAAUUUUAAGAAAAAUGUUGAAUGCUCAAAAAAGUGAUGGUAACAAUGAAUUCCAUGAGUUAAUUGAAAAUGAUAAACCCAUUAUUCUGCCAAUAAUUAAAUAUUUAAGGCAAUUUGGUAUGAGAUAUAUAUAAAUAUCUAUAGUAUUUUUGUUCCUCAAUUUUAUCAUUAUUCAAUUUAAAUUAUUUAACAUAUUCCAUUUAUUUAAUCUUACUUUCAUUUUAGUAAUUUAUAUGUAUAUGUUCUCGAUUUAUUAUAAUCCAUCAAAAAUAAUGUAAAAAGGUUAUUAAAAGAUAAAUCUUUGUGUUU
Anoplophora glabripennis (Asian longhorned beetle) is the source of this 1065-nucleotide messenger RNA. RefSeq lists its product as uncharacterized. The coding region runs from base 78 to 890 and encodes 270 amino acids. The record is from RefSeq and is a predicted model, not a curated record. The transcript has 6 exons. NCBI's taxonomy places the organism in Eukaryota, Metazoa, Arthropoda, Insecta, Coleoptera, Cerambycidae.